Molecule: messenger RNA, 2760 nt
Organism: Leptonychotes weddellii (Weddell seal)
Lineage: Eukaryota; Metazoa; Chordata; Mammalia; Carnivora; Phocidae
Source: RefSeq, a predicted model, not a curated record
AUGAGCUUUAGGCCUUCCAAGGUGGUGCGGGAGGCCUGGCCCGAGGUGGAGGCGGGGCGGGAACCCGAGGCCGGGCCUGGGCCAGACUCCGGGAGGCCGUUGGAGGUGGAGGCAGGCCUGCGGGCAGAGCCGCUCCCCGCCUCCAAGCAGGACUCAGAGCAGCUCUUGGAGUCAAGUCAAGGACGGGAACCCGAGCUGAACUGGGCUUCGGGGCAGAGCACGCAGUCCCUUGGGGUGUCCCAUUCCCAGUCGGGGUCAGUGCAGGGGCGUUCAAGUCCGCAGGCUCCCAGGUCGGAAAAUCAGUUGUCGGAGAGACCCCGCUGCCGCACCAACUGCCUAGAGGCGCCCCUCUCCCGCGCCUUCGGAAGACUGGGGUGGGAGGUGGGCUCGCACCCCUGGAUCUUCCUGCUGGUGCCCAUGGUGCUGACGGCCGCUCUGGGCACUGGCUUGAUUUACUUGCCCACGGAUGUAGAAGAAAACCUCGAGGAGCAGUACACCCCCAUAGGGAGCCGGGCCAAGGCUGAGCGGCGCUUUGUGCAGGGACAUUUCACCACCAACGACUCUUACCUCUUCUCCAUCUCCAGGAAGAGCACCGAAGUCAACUUUGCUUGUAUUCUGGCGGUCUCCAACACUGCCUCACUGCUGGAACAAGAAAUCCUAGAGGAAAUUGGUAAAUUGGACGACGUGGUACAGGAUCUGUAUGUGACCGAGGAAAACAGAGCCCAGAUCUGCUACAGUCAGGUGUGCGCUAAGAACCAGGGCCCCUGCGUGCCCUCCAACCCACUCCUGGCUGCCUGGAAGAUGAACAAGAACCUCGACCUGAGACACAUCACCUUCCCAAUCUUCAACCAAACGGGUCAGCCCAUCUACCUGGCUGGCACCAUUGGGGGAACCCUUUUAGGCAAGAGGAUGGGAAUGAACCAGUUACUCGUGAAGGCCAAAGCCAUGCGGCUUCUGUACUACCUGAAGACGGAGGAUGGAGAGGUCAACGAGCUUAGCAAGAUGUGGUUGAUCUAUUUCCUGAACCAGUUUAGCAACAUGAAAACGAGUCUGGCCCUGAAGAAGAUCCAGGUGGUCUAUUUCACACCACUUUCCAGACAACUGGAAUUUGAAGCAACUUCUACAACCGUGAUCCCUUUGUUCCACUUGGCAUAGCUUCUAAUCAUAUUAUUUGCACUCACAUCAUGCUACAGUAUAUACCUAAGAGUUGAAUUGCAUGAAGAUUGUUUCCCUUUUUUAACAGGUGUUGGGGUUGAUGAUAUGUUCAUAAUGAUUUCUGCCUGGCAGAAGACUAGCCUCAGGGACAACAUAAAACAGCGGCUGUCCAAUGUCUAUUCCAAAGUGGCUGUGUCGAUUACGAUCACCACCAUCACCAACGUCCUGGCCUUCUAUACAGGGAUUAUGACCUCUUUCAGGUCCGUACAAUACUUUUGCAUCUAUACAGGAACAACCCUGCUCUUCUGUUAUUUCUAUAACUUCAUCUGUUUUGGAGCAUUUAUGGCUCUGGAUGGUAAAAGAGAAGUAGUCUGUCUACGCUGGUUGAAAAAGCCAGAAACUCCUGACCAAAAAUGUUCCUCAUUGAAAAGGUCCUGCUGUCUCCCAUGUGAUUCUCUCCCGGAUGAACAAGAAACUGAUAUCCAUCCAAUGAAUUUGUUCUUUCGAGACUAUUUUGGCCCUUUUCUCACAAGCACUGGGUCCAAAUUUUUUGUAGUGCUUAUAUACAUUUUGUACAUGAUAAGUAGUAUCUAUGGGUGUUUCCUAGUGCAGGAAGGUUUAGACCUUCGAAAUUUGGCAAGUGACGAUUCCUACAUCACACCAUAUUUUAAUGUAGAAGAAGAAUAUUUUUUGGAUUAUGGUCCCAGGGUUAUGGUUAUUGUUACUGAAACUCUUGACUACUGGGAUAAAGAUGCUAGGCAAAAACUGGAAAUAUGUCUGGCAGAUUUGGAAAACAGUGACUAUGUAGGUAAAAAUCUCACAGAGUUUUGGUUACGAGAGUAUGUGCAAUAUAUGGAAAACAGCAAGCAAGAUGUAAAUGAUAAGGACACUUUUAUGAACGGUUUGCCCAAUUUUUUAACACAUUUUCCACUUUUUGUGUAUGAUAUUAAUAUUUCAUCAUCACAUGAAAUCAUUUCUUCCCGGGGCUUCAUUCAGACCAUGGGUGUUUCUUCUUCAACCGAUAGGAAGAUGAUGUUAUCCCAGUUACGAAGCAGAGCCAAAAAGUGCGAAAUUCCCCUAAUGGUGUAUAAUCAGGCAUUCAUAUAUUUUGAUCAGUAUACCGCAGUAUUAGAAAACACUGUUCGAAAUGUCAUUGUUGCAUCAACUGCUAUGUUCAUUGUUUCCUUAUUGUUAAUUCCUCAUCCACUGUGUUCCUUGUGGGUGACUUUUGCUAUUACUUCUGUGGUUGUGGGAGUAACAGGUUUCAUGGCAUUCUGGAAUGUCAGUCUUGAUUCCAUAUCCAUGAUUAAUCUUGUCAUUUGCAUAGGGUUUUCUUUCGAUUUUUCUGCACACAUUUCUUAUGCAUUUGUUUCCAGCUCUAAGCCCUCAGGAAACCAAAAAGCAAUUGAGGCAUUGUAUCUGCUAGGCUACCCAAUGUUACAAAGUGCACUUUCAACAGUAAUAGGGGUGUGUGUUUUAUCUAUAGCUAAAGCAUACAUCUUCAGGACAUUUUUUAAGAUUAUGUUUCUUGUUAUGGUAUUUGGGGCUGCUCAUGGCCUAAUAUUUAUUCCAGUAUUCUUAACUUUUUUUUCAAGGUUUGUUUGA